Messenger RNA from Peronospora matthiolae, 2256 nucleotides. NCBI's taxonomy places the organism in Eukaryota, Oomycota, Peronosporomycetes, Peronosporales, Peronosporaceae. The record is from the annotation of a GenBank genome assembly.
AUGUUAGCAGCGAGUAUCACUCCGAGAGGAGAGGUGGAAGAGAUGCUGAUUGCGAUCUCCCCACGAAAAGACUGUCGACUCAAAAUAUCGAUGCCUCCUCCAACGGUGGAAACAGAUGAGGAGUUGCUGGUGGCCAGUUUCGAUGGAUCGGCUAGGAUAAAAAAGAAAGGAGGGUCGUUCAGUGCCGUGAUAUGGAAGUUACCCGAAUGGACGAUCGUGGCGGCCGAAUCGAGAUAUGUUCACGAUCUGACUGUGAAUGAAGCUGAGUAUAAUGGCUUGCUACUGUGCUUUGAGUUACUCGCCGAUCUGGAUAGGGGGCGAGUAAUACUGUGUGGAGAUUCCAGUCUGGUGAUUCGACAGAUGCGCGGUGAGAUCGACUGCAAGGCACCGGGCCUUCAGCUUCUGAGACACAAAGCGUUGGAGAAGCUGCAGUCUUGGCCUAGUCACGAGUUUCUGCAUAUGAAGCGAGAGUGGAAUCAGAGCGCAGAUCGACUAGCCAGCACAGCAUUGCAGAGCGAAAAGGGAAGAACGGUUGUAGCUGAAGAAGAUCGGCAAGAUCUGAUGACUCUGAACCGUCUCGAUGAAUUGUUGAAGCCCAAGCAAGAUGGUCAGCUGGCUCGGGUAACUGCGAUCACGAGAUCAGCCAGGAGGAUACGUCAUGAACCUGAAGUGAUACAGGAGGAGAUAGUACAGAGGAUCAGGAUUCAACGAAUUGUCCAAGCUCAAGAUGAAGAGCGUUGGAUUGUCAAUCUCAAGACAUAUCUAAGUGGCGAUGUAUCAAACUUGGAUGCGGUAGAAGUGAAGAUGUGCGCCAAACUGGCGCCGGAGUACGAGAUCGAUGAGAACAAUCUGCUAUUUUUUUGCCCCACGGCGAAAAGAGAGUCAGAAGAUCGCGAUGGCUUGAUGCGGUUGGUGAUCCCUGAGACGUUGCAGCAGGAUUUUUUGCAUCACUAUCACACGAGUCUGGAAGGAGGCCAUCAGGGUAUUGGCCGAACCUAUCAGAGGAUCAGAUCGCGAUUUCAUUGGAGAGGACUGUAUCGGAGCGUUCAACGAUAUGUGGGCGAAUGUACCGACUGUGAGACCGGGAAAGGAAACCCGAUGAUUCAUGGGAAAUCCCCGGGCAAUCUACACGCAACCUAUCCAUUCCAGAUCAUCGCCAUGGAUCAUAUACCGUCGUUGCCCAAGUCCAUCAAGGGGAACUCCGAACUGCUCAUUUGGUUCGACCUUUUCUCGGGAUAUGUGAUUGCAAAGGCUAGCUCCUCUCGGACGGCACAAACAAUAGCGGAGAAUUACGAAGAAUGUGUGUUUCGACGCUUCGGAGCUAGCGAGGCUAUCAGGCACGAUCGAGAACCGAUAUUUAUGUCCGACUUCUUUCGAGCCUUCAGUCGGAUCGUAGGACAAAAACAGCGUGCUACUAUGGCUUACAGGCCACAAGCAAAUGGAACAGCCGAACGAAUGGUGCAAACCCUGACACAUUCGCUCAAGAUGUACGUGGCUGAAGUUGACCAGCGAGACUGGGAUGAGUAUGCUGAGCGGCUCACAUUUGCCAUUAACACUGCACAAGAUCGGAUCCGGGGGGAUACCCCAUUUUAUCUGAUUCAUGGGUGGGACCCGCGAUCGACUUUGGAGGCUACGCUACCAGUGGGGAAUACGGGGACACGAGAUCGCGAUCCAAAGAGGAGCGAAGCGGAUCGACACAACGAAGAUCUGGAACCACACGAGAUCGAAGUAGGAGCGCAAGUUUGGCUAUACCUGGACCGAGUUAAAGAGGGAUAUGCGAAGAAGCUAGCGCACAUGUGGCAUGGGCCAUUCCGAGUUGCGGACGUAUGUGGAGAUCAUGCUGUAAAAUUGGAGAUCGCUGGAACCCCAUAUCGGUUAUUUCCGAUUGUACAUAUAUCGAAGCUAAAAAAGGUAAAGACGUUCCCUGAACGCCCGAAGGAUCAGCUUACGAUAGAGGAAUCAGAUCGCUUGGAUUUCGAUGAAGCUCUGCUGCCAGAAGACAGUUGGGAUGGCGAUCUUACCGAAGGGGAAUACGAAGUAGAGGCAAUAUUGGACGUGCAAUCUGGUAGAAAAACCCGUUAUGGGCGAGUACACCGGCAGUUUCUGGUGAAGUGGAAGGGAUAUCCCGAUCUAAGUUGGGUGGACGAGGCCGAUCUAAGUUGUGGGGCGAUCUUGCAAGAGUUUGAGCGGAACCGAGUGAGUCGAAACCGUUUCGACGUAAUGCAGUCUCAUGAAGGCAAUUCGGACGAACCUUAA